GGCGAGCAUUUUGCAGAACACGCAGUUUAGGAUUGAAAGAGUGACGGCAAGUUUCUAGGAGAUUGAAACUCGAUCUUCCGUUAGUUCCAUCGCGUUUUCCUCGGAACUUUAUUGACUGACAUCUAGGUUAUUCCUGCGAAAGAAGAUCCAAACUGAUGCCGCAUUCAAGCGUUGGAUAAACGCGAAAGGGAGAGAUUGAAUAACAAAAAUGAGAAAUUAUUGCAUCUGGAAUUGCAUCCUUGUUUCGAACUUUCUAUUACUACGAAUUGGAAACGUCGAUGGAAUUCAAGUAUGGGGCAUGCAAUUUGGACGUGCUCCGCUUUUGGAGAAAUUCAUCUGGAAAAAAAUGGAUUUCGCUUAUCCCGAUGAGCGCAGCCGACAAUUAGCGAUAGCAAGUGGUGAAUACGUGCCGGAGAAUUCUCUGCCAGUCGGCAUCGAAAUCUGGAGGAAUAAGCUAUUCGUCACGAUACCACGAUGGCGCGAUGGAAUACCGUCCACGUUGAAUUAUAUACCGUUGGAUGCUAAUCAAGGUAGAUCGCCAAAGCUUAUACCUUAUCCAAAUUGGGCCCAAAAUAAGGCGGGUGAUUGUGGUAGUGGGUUGACCACUGUUUACAGGAUUCACGUAGAUAUAUGUGAUAGACUGUGGGUGUUAGAUACUGGAACAAUAGGAAUUGAUGAAACAACUAUACAAGUCUGUCCUUAUACUUUGAACGUGUUUGAUUUGACCACAGACAAGUUGUUGAGACAAUACAGGCUCAGAUCGGAAGACAUUAAUCGAAACACUUUUAUCGCCAACAUCGCGAUUGAUUUGGGAAAAGGCGGUUGCAACGACGCCUUCGCUUAUAUGUCCGAUGAACUUGGCUACGGUCUGAUCGUGUAUUCGUGGCAGCAAAAUACAUCCUGGCGAAUAACGCAUAGUUAUUUUAUGCCGGAUCCUCUGGCGGGUGAUUACAAUAUAGGAGGCUUGAAUUUUCAAUGGGGAACUGAAGGUAUUUUUGGAAUGAGUUUGUCGCCAAUAUUAGCAGACGGCUAUCGGACACUUUUCUUUCAUCCCCUUAGCAGCUAUCGAGAAUUCGCGGUAUCCACGAGGAUUCUAAGAGACCAGCAGCUGUCUCAAAACAGUUAUCACGAGUUUCAGGCGUUGUCGUCGAGAGGUCCGCUCUCUCAUUGCACAGCAUCCGUAAUGGAUGAGAACGGACUUCAGUUCUUCAACUUGAUCGAUCAGAACGCAAUCGGCUGUUGGAAUUCGAUGUUACCUUAUGCGCCGAUCAAUCAGGCUAUCGUUGCCAGACACGACGAGGCUUUGAUAUUUCCAGCAGAUAUUAAGGUAAAACGCGGUUUACUCUGGAUCAUGUCCGAUCGAAUGCCGAUCUUCUUACUGUCAUCCCUGAAUUACACGGAUGUGAACUUCAGAAUACUUACCAUGCCGGUUCAAACAGCAAUCGCCGGGACGGUCUGCGACAACAUCCUGUGGAGAUUUACUAAAAAUCAAAUUUGGUAGUAUUCACAUUUCUUUCACUAUGUAUAAAUUUCCACACUUUUGAUUUACAGUAUAAAAGCAUCGGUUAUAAAAGCAUUUGAUCGCAUUUUACGCGUUUGAGAAAUGUAAUUUUCAGUAAACUGAAAAA
Molecule: messenger RNA, 1628 nt
Organism: Trachymyrmex septentrionalis
Lineage: Eukaryota; Metazoa; Arthropoda; Insecta; Hymenoptera; Formicidae
Gene: Y-y
Product: protein yellow-like
Exons: 7
Coding region: 209-1501 (430 amino acids)
Cellular component (GO): extracellular region
Source: RefSeq, a predicted model, not a curated record